GGCUGGCUGGCACCUGGCUGGCACCUGGCAGGCCCCCCGCCCAUGCUACGUUUGGUCCGCUGCGCCCGCCUGUUUGCUGGGCCGCACGCUGGUCAGCGCCGCCCCCAGCGCCGCCUCUCUAUUUAACAUUUCGGGUCCCCCCAUCUUCUUCCACCACACCUCUUGCUCUCGAUAUCUUCAUCACACAAAUCAACAUCUUCAACGCAUAGCGGCUGCUCAAGCUCAUCUCUCCAAAUCUUCAUCCUCCUCCCUUCUCCUCCCACUCUCGCUUUUAGGAAGUCCUCGUUGACUCCUGUCAUUCGCUUUAUCGGUGUAUUUGCUCGCUUCGCUUCUUCGUUGAAAACCCAUCCUCUCCUCCUCUUCCGCCUCUCUUCUUCCAAAUAGUAAAAAAAAAAUACUCUGAUUGUAUCGAACGGCUUUUUGGAUUGAAACAAACAAACAAACGAAACAGAUUACAACAACACAAUAAUCUGUUCUUUUCGUCUUUCGAUUUACACCCGUAGUAGUCGAAGCAACAACAACCUCGCUCGCUUGAAUACCUCCCCCCAAAACCCGACGACUUCUACUCUUCAGUCGACGAUUUUGACAUUCAACCGGCUCUAUGUCCAACGUUUAAACGAACUCUUUUAAUUUACAAACACACCAACCCCACGAUCGCUACCCGUUCUAGGAAUUCUUCGUCCUUUUUUACGAACCCUUCCUCUUUGACUGAAACGCUUUUUGUUUCCGUCUUUUGAUUUGCCGCUUCGCUUCAUCUACACUCGCUAUCUCGACCGCACGGAUUCUUCCUGUGGUCUUUUACGUCUCUCGCUUUACCAACUCAACUCCUUGCAAAAAUGGCUGGUCCCGGUGGCGGUCCUCCUCGUCGCAGCCACACCAAGUCCCGCAAGGGCUGUGAAACCUGCAAGCGUCGUCACAUCCGCUGUGAUGAAAGCUUCCCUCAAUGCAACAACUGCACCAAGCACAAGAUCCGCUGCCCGUACAACGAUGUCAAGGUUGCACCUGAGCCUCAGCGUGCUCCCACUCCCGACAAGGCCGAUCUCAUGUGGACUCCCGAGAUCGAAACCGCUAUUGUCCAGUGGCAGCAGACGGGCGUCUUCCCCUUCCCUUCGCUCAACGUCUUCCCCGAGCCUGUUGCUCAGAUGUACUCGCUUGAGGAUCUGCGCCUCAUCUACCACGUAGCUGCUGUCUACGCCCAGCUCGACUCUAUGGAGGGCAACAACUUCACUCUCUGGACUCGCUAUGUUCCCACCCUGAUCAGCAUCGGUGCUACCAACCCCUUUGUCAUGCAUGCGCUCCUGGCCUUUUCCGCCAUGCACAUUGCUUUCAUCACCGACUGCCGUCUUGUGAGCAACAUGGCCUUUGAGCACCGCGGCAUCGCCCUCUCCGGCCUGCACCUUGCCAUCGGCUCCUUCUCCCCUGAGACCUCUGACGCCAUCCUCGCUGCCUCCCUCGUUCUUUCGUGGCAGGCGGCUGACUGGCGCAGCUGGACCCAGCUCAUGCAGGGCACCUCUGCUGUCAUCGAAGCCAUGGGAGACUGGAAGUACCAAUCUUGCUUCACCGACUUCAUUGCUGAGAGCUGCACGUUCCCCACUGCUCCCGCCUCUCCUGAGCCCGAGCACCGCCCCAGCCAGCCUCGCAAGGAUGAUCUCUAUGCCUUCCAGAAGACUGUUGAGCAGCUUACCAAGGUUGAGGCUCACCUCCACAACCACGGUGAGGACAUCAGCCAGAUGCAGCACCUCAUUGGCUUCCUCAAGGGAUCUCGCAAGAUCACCGCUACCAUGUCUGUCGCCCAGCAGUUUGAGCGCCUCCAGCCUCUCCGUACCUGGCUCUUCUGGCUGCCCGUCAGCCACCUGCAGCAGUACCAGGGCGCUCCCAACUCGCUUGUCGUCAUUGCCCACCUUUACACCGUGGCUCUGCACAUGGAGCGUCUCUUCCCCGAGAUUGGCGCCGCCUACUUUGGCAGCAUGUCCAUCAUCCCCGUCGAGUCCAUUGCUCGUCGCCUCAUGGCCGUUGGCGGUUCUUCUCAGUCCAAGAUUGAGGCUCAGACUCCUCUGACCCUCAUGGAGUUCCCCAUUGACACCGUUACCGAGUUCCGCACUCGCAUGGGCUGGAACACACCUGAGCGUACCCAGUCGUUCCCUCAGUUCAACCCUCCCAACUUCCACAUCAACGAGGAGCUUGCCAUGGCCCCCAUCUCUGAGCCCUACACGCUCUACAGCAACCCUGCUUUUAGUUACAGUGGCGAGGAGAUGGCCAUGCUGAACGCCCCCAUGCCCACCACCCAGGUCGAAGGAAGCCCUCUUAUGGCGUCUUCCCCCUUUGUCGGACAGCAGUACCUCAACGUGCCUUCGCCCUCGUUCGCUGCUUACUCGCCCGCGUCCUCUACUUUUGAGGGCUCCGUGGCCUACAGUGACCCCGAGGACUUUGGUACUUUUGACAUGCCUGCUUUCCCGGCUGACCAGUCGACCCUGUUUGGGGAUGCGCAGAACAACUUUGGCGUCGGGUUCGUUUCCCCCCAGCAGACCGUGUGGAUUUGAGCCAUGUCGGCAGCCUGCCCCCUUUGAGACAAAGAGACAGACGGAUUGACACUUUUUUUUCUACUUUUCAGGCCUUCUUCAUCUACCGCCCAGUCGUACUCGUUUUACGGCAUGGGUCCGCGCAGCGUCUCGGCAGCCUCUCUGCCCACAGACUUGACUCUGAGCAUGCUUCCUCGCCCAGAGUCGCCGCUGCAAAGCUCGCCUGCACAGUUUCGACACCGUCAUACUGCUUCUCUCUCCUCUGGGCCCCAUGCUUCUUCUCCUCUUCGUCAAGCGCCUCUGUUUGCACAAGACGAUAAGAACGGGAAGCGACGAGCUCUUUGAUCUUGAGCGACAUCUUCUGCUUUUUGCUUUCACAAACUUGUUUUGGUUUUGUUUUUUUCUGCUUGCUUCAUUUUUUUCAUCUCUUUUGCAACAAGAGCACCAUGUAUCACACUCCUUACACACUCGCUUAUCUCCAACUCGUCUACUAUUGUUGACGCACGAUACCUUCCUUCCGAGUUGAUCUCGAAACACACACUUUUGCCCUCACGGGCCCUGUAUUAUUUUUAAUACGUUGCUAUCCUUGACGACACUAAUAUGCCCAGCGUGGCACGACACUCCUUUAUGAUACCCACACCAUCUCACGAUGAUGAAUGCACUCCUUAUGAACAACAACAUAGACACUCCUUGGCAUGAACAUACAACUUUUGGGCAUUACACUGGCCGUACAUGGGCCUCUUGCAUAGCGAGCGAUUUUGAUUUUUUCUGAUCUUUUAUGAUUUUCUGGUUUAUUAGCAUGGCGUUUGGAAACAUGUAUUACUGAGAUUAGCCGCGAUGGCAAAAAUGGCUUUUGUUUGAUUUGAUUAUGGAUGAUUUGGAUUACUGCGGAGGAUUUAAUACCAGACCGAACUUUUUGACUUCGAAUUUUCUGUUCUUUAAUAUGUGACUGUCUUUUACUUGUAUCUCUAUAAAUCCAUACUGGUUGAAUUAGUCUUGGUUUAUCGACAGAACCACUGGUGCCGAUGAGACCGAUCACCACUACCAGAAUUAUCCCUCACGAUAUCUCUGAGAGCAGUAUCUAUGCGUGCUUUAAUCCUAUGUGGCGAAACUGUGCCAUAUACCAUGACAGUGGCGUCGAGUAGGAAUCAUCCAGGCCGGUGGUGGUUUGCUCUACUCCCUGCCUCCCAACCGUCACGACGCCUCACUGUGUAACAGGGUAUACAUACAGUUUGUUAUUAUUCAGCUUAUUGUCACAUUGAAUACAUAAGUCAGGGACGAUCGAAAAAUGGAAGAGUGAAAAAGAUAUGUAUUCAUGAUUGAUCCAACGAGUGAGUGAUAGGACAACCCCAUUGUCUAUCCAUCCAUCCAUUCAUCCCAACAAGAAACCAGCCGUGGCAGAAACUUGAGCCACAGUUUUCGGUAAUAGCAAAACGAGGUUCAUAGAGCAAAAAAAAAAAGAGGUAAUAUCAAACAAUGCUUAUGUGAGUGAAGAAAACACGCCCGGCGCCAAUGCAAGUAAUCAGUAGUAGUAGUAGUAAUCCCAUCCAUCGCUAAGCAGAAAAAUAAAAGACAUCAGAGAAAAAGAGAGAAAGGCAGUUGGAGACUAGAAAAGACAAAAGACUUGUAUAUCAUCCGUCGUGUAUGGGUCUCACUUUCCAGAGUAUGUAUGCACAGACGUACUCAUUGCAAUCACGAUUCUUGCUCGGAGUCAGACUCGCUGGCUGAGUCGGUUUCGGCGGCCUCAACCUCUUCGCCUACGGCAUCGCGGUAGCUCGGUACAGGAGACAGUCGCUGUGCGGCGGCGGGUGGUGCUGGGGGCACGGGGAUAGCAGCCGAGUUGUUCCUGCUGCGGUUAACAACAUGGAUCAAGGGUUCCUCGUCGCUAUCGGUGCUGUUGCGGCGAGACCGCUCGCUGUCGGAUUGAGUGGGACUGGUGUAGUCUGGCGGAGGGUUGGUGGCGUCUUCGAGGUGCAGUCGGAGUGGGUUGCUGUCGUGUUCUGUUUCAUGGCUGGCCUCGUCGGCUUCGUCGGUAGGGACGAGCUGGGCCAGCGAGAUGUCGGUAGAACUGCGAGCAGGACCAGGGCUGGUUGGUGGGAGGAUGCGAAAGUUGCCGCUUCGAGUUCGGCCGUGGCGAGCUGCGCUGGGGACGCUAUAAGUUGAGCCGCUGAAUGAGUUUCCGUGACGGUGGCCGUGAGAUGAUGGGGUAUAGGAAUCCUUGUUGCCCGUUUCCAAAAGGAUACUACCCUGUUCAGAGCCGUACGGAGGAGGUGGCGCAAGGCUUCCAGUUACCGGAGCAAGACCCCAUUUCUUGACAUUGGCCUCGAUAAAGACGAAGCCGGCCUGACCGAGGUUGACGUGGACGGUGGCAGGGCCGGUUGCUCCGAUGGCGGGGAAGAAGUUUUGCGACUUGAGGCCAUGGACAACCUCUUCGAGACGUUUGCCGUUGCGAGUAAAAAAGAUGGCACCAGUGCGAGGUCGGUAUCCAACACCGACGACAUCGCCUUGAACGAGAGCCGGGCCGUAGGGUGUGGAAGUAAAGGGCUGGUUAUAAUGACGCGAACCGUCAGAGUGGUAGGCGACUGAGUAUUUAUGCAGGCCUAGACGACGAGUUAGAGACGGGUGUACACCGGAAUUGCACAAUAUAAAAAUGAGGCAUACCAGGAAGACGGAAUAGUGGGUAUGGCUUUGUGGCCAUGCCGAUGCCAAGCGUGGUAGAUUCGGGCUUUUCGUAAAUCUUGGCUUCCCAGUAGUAAACGUCGUUUUGUUUGGGGACCGGCAGGUUGCACAUGACUGUACAUUCCGAGUCGUAGAAUUCGAUUUCUGUUCGGCCUUCGACGAAGCAGUUUGCGAUUUCAAGCUCGGGCUCAAACUCCCAGGCAGAGAUGCCCUUUUCCUGGAUGGCGAGGUAUUGUGAGAGAGAGAUGUCGGUCUGCAAGGACUCGGGCGGGUUUGCUGUUACAAAUGCUGCGGCGGGUUAGAUCGAUAGAAAUAAAAGAGAGUGGGAGAGCGCGUUUGGAUCCAACGAACCUUUUGCUCUGAGAUAUUCGGUUCUGGCCAUGUCGUCCAUGGUCAGCAGAGCCUCUUCCUCGUCGCGGAGAAACUGCUGCUCGUCAUCGUACUCGCCGGGCCGGCCAAAGCGGUCGAGCAAAAUACGGCUUGAGCCCGCGCAUCCUGAAGCCCAAAAGAUGAAUAUGACGAGGGAGAUGAGGAUUAUAGAGCCGAAGGAGGAGACGAGGCCGAUGAUGAUGCCUGUGAGGGCGGAUGAGGGAUCGGGUCGGUAGGAAUCCAUGGUGGCGUAGCGUCACUGACUGGUGCAGCAGCAGCGGCGGGCGGCGGCACGAGCGAUGAUGAUGAUGAUGCUGGUGACAGUAUGGAGAGCGACGAUUAUUUCGAGAAAAUACUGGGCGGGGCUACCGCCGUAGCGGGCAAGAGUCGUGAGGAGCGAGCUGCGGGAAUGGGCGUGUGUCGAGGGCGACCGAGUUUGGUUUUGGAGAUGAUGACGAAGGCGGCAGCCGCGUGGCGAAAGCGGUCGGGCGGGCGACGGAGCGAGCGAGCACCAGGCGACGGAGGCACGCGGGAGAAGAAAGAAAAAAAAGAAGAAGAAGAAGAACCGCGAUGAGAUGAAGCCGCGAUGAAUGCAACGGCGGUGACGAUGAGCGGAGGAGAGGAGGAGGAGUGAAGAGAAGGGAAGAAAAAGCAAAGGGUUGGAUGGUUGGUGGUGUUGGAUGGUGUCUGGUUGGGCCUGGGCUUUGGGUGGUGGUUGUUGGUUUGGCGCCAAGGCCAAGUCAGUGGACAGACAGCAGACAAGGCAGGGCGCAGGGCAGGCAGCCAGUCGCUAGUCACAGCGCUAGGAUUAGUGGUGGC
Molecule: messenger RNA, 6386 nt
Organism: [Torrubiella] hemipterigena
Lineage: Eukaryota; Fungi; Ascomycota; Sordariomycetes; Hypocreales; Clavicipitaceae
Source: the annotation of a GenBank genome assembly